Molecule: messenger RNA, 866 nt
Organism: Eriocheir sinensis (Chinese mitten crab)
Lineage: Eukaryota; Metazoa; Arthropoda; Malacostraca; Decapoda; Varunidae
Product: U1 small nuclear ribonucleoprotein C-like
Exons: 6
Coding region: 112-669 (185 amino acids)
Biological process (GO): spliceosomal snRNP assembly; mRNA 5'-splice site recognition; mRNA splicing, via spliceosome
Cellular component (GO): U1 snRNP; nucleus
Molecular function (GO): zinc ion binding; pre-mRNA 5'-splice site binding
Source: RefSeq, a predicted model, not a curated record
GCGAAGUGUACAGAAAAACGGAGAUGAAAAUAAAAGAAGAAAAAAAAGAACCAAAAGCAGCACAGGUCAAAAGAAGAAGAAGAAGAGGAGGCUUUGUUUACCUUUGCCAGCAUGCCGAAGUACUACUGUGACUACUGUGACACCUACCUCACUCAUGACUCGCCGUCAGUGCGCAAGACACACUGCCAGGGACGCAAACACAAGGAGAAUGUGAAGAUCUACUACCAGAAGUGGAUGGAGGAGCAGGCACAGUCUCUCAUUGAUGCCACAACGGCUGCAUUUAAGGCUGGCAAGAUCCCAAAGGGUGCUGCUAUUCCCCCUCCCUCGGCCAUGCAGGGUGGUGGACCUGGGGGACCCGGGGGCCCAGGACCUGGACCACAAAACAUGGGUGGCCCUGGGGGACCUCCACGGGGACCAGGCAUGGGCAGCAUGGGGCCACCUGGCAUGGCAGGUGCCAACAUGCCAGGCAAUAUGGGCAUGCCUCCCAUGGGGCCACGGGGACCUAUGAUGGGGCCGCCCAUGAUGGGGGGACCACCAGGGCCAGGCAUGCCCCCAGGAAUGAUGCCAGGAAUGCGUCCUCCGAUGGGGGGGCCAAUGGGACCCAUGAUGAUGGGGCCAGGGGGCAUGCGGCCGCCUAUGAUGGCGGGCCCGCCACAAAUACGACAAUAACCUAUAUCGCCGCCCCAGGCUGACCAAGCCCCUGUCCUCUUCUCCCCUGCCAUCUGAACCCGCCCUUCCCUUCAAUCCUAGACAAGCUCACAUCGCUGCCAGGAAGUGUAGUGUUGAUGUUGUGAACUGCCUCUUAUGAACUACCACUUAAGUCACUACAUGUGUAAGCUGUGAAGAUAAGAAUUUUUUAUUAUAGA